Caenorhabditis angaria is the source of this 1495-nucleotide messenger RNA. The record is from the annotation of a GenBank genome assembly. Lineage: Eukaryota; Metazoa; Nematoda; Chromadorea; Rhabditida; Rhabditidae.
AUGAGUGAGUUUUCUUCCUUCUGGCAGCUGAGGGAAAUUUUUUGAUUUUUUUUUAGGAAUUCCUCAAAUCGCACUUGUCAUUUUCACAAUUCUCGCAAUUGCACAAUCUGCCAGGUCUGGAAAACCGAUCAAGAAUGGCAAUGGGAAUAAUUCAACUUCAGCUCCAAAGCAAUUUCCAAAUCCAGGACCAGGGCCAGGACCAGAAGCAACACAGACUUCCAAACCAACUACACCUAUCAAAACAUCAUCAACAAAAACCAAGCCAACCACGAAAACACCAUCAACAACUGCAGCUCCCGCUCCGACAUCUGUAACUCCAACAAAAUCCACCGAUGCUCCAACAUCAACAUCUGUAGAAACAUCAACAACAAUUGAAGAAAUCAUCACUGAAGAUGACUUAAAUGCCACCACAUCUUCACAGUCUACAAAUGCCACCACAGCUUCUACCACCGUCGUCCUCACUUCUCCGCCAACAACUGCUCCACCAAUACCAGCCACUACCCCAAAACCGGUGCAAAAUGGAGAUUUAUUCGUUUGCUCUGAUGAUCCGAGUGAGCAAAAAUGUGAGAAGUUUUGCGAAAAACGAAAUAUGGAACCAGGCGUCACCAAAGAUGACAACUAUGAGUGAGUUUAUUGAAUUCUUCCUAUUGAAUUCUUCCUAUUUUUUUCAGAACACCAACAUACUUCUGGAUUUGCUUGAUUUUUUUGGUUCUCUUCUUUAUCGCCACCAUCGUCGCCAUCUACUUCUAUUCCCGAUAUAAACGUGAGUCUGAAGACUUUAAUUUCAUUUUUUGUUUCGGAAAAACUAUCGAAAACUCACCGCAAACACGUGUACACGUUUUUCGGGGGAAAAAAGAAAAAAAAGAAAAGAAAAAAAGUUGUUGGCUGGCCUAGGAACCGACUCGGCCAUUAUUGAAUUUUUUUUUUUUUGAAUUCAAUCAAUAAUUAUUUUAUUUUUUCAGGCCAACUGAAUUUGAUUCGUGGUAAGAAGCCAGUAAAUGAGAUUCUUCUUCAACAACAACAACAAGGAUUUGCACCAAAAGAACAAGAUGCAAAAGAAUUGUUUGAUGAAAAAGAUGAGAAAAAGAGUGGAGGAAAAGCCAAAAAGUUCGACAAAAAUGAUCCGGCAACACGCGAACGUCAUCGCCGCUACAUUCAACAAUGCAAACAGCAAGAAUUGGAGGAUGGGGAUUUGAGAAAUUUUGCCAAGUCUGGCACAAUUUUCAUUCCUCACGCUGUCAAUGAUGCGGCAUUUACGAAAAAAUGCGAGGCUCCAGAUAAUAUUCAGCUGGAGAGAGUGUUCUACGAUCCAAGCGGGAAUGAGGUUUUCGACAUUGGCAGCGAUGUCGAUAACAUUGAAUUGAAUCCGAGUACGGUUGGCACAUCGGAGAAUGAUACAUCGAAAUUGUCGGCUGAGACGAAAUCAUCAGCAAGUAGAUCGAAGAUCAAGACAACAAAAUCGAAAGCCAAAGACAAGUCACUGAAAUCUGGAUGA